AUGACUUCAUCAGAGUAUUCAUCUUCUGACGAAGACACAAAACCAAAGGUUUCGGAUGACUCAGAUGCUUCUUCUAAGAAGCACAAAAAACGUCCCACACGUAAUACAAGCAGUAAAGCGAUUAUUGAAAGUGCUGGUUCCUCUGAUUCGGAUGAUUCUGACUCCGACGGUGGAUCAGAUAGUGACGAUGGACGCGCAGCUGCUAGCCGUAAGAGGAAGGGAUCUGUUUCGAUGAGCAAAAAGAGCGGCGCAUCGAGUAGUGCUAAGAGAAAAAGAAACAUGAGUGAAGAAAGUGAUCGAGGCGAGAUGGACGACGAUCUGUUCGCGGAUGAAGAGGAUAGACGCCAAGUGAUGUCGAUGAAUGAGAAGGAUCGAGAGCAGGAAAUAUUUAAUCGUAUGGAGCAGCAAGAGAUGAGACGGACUAGAAAGCAAAUUGAGGAGAAAUUAGCUGCAGCGAAGAAUGCUUCAUCUUCUGGAGGUGAUAAGAAAGAAAAGAAGGAGAAACGUAAGCGUGAAGAAAAGAAACGAAUCAAUGAUGCCGAUAGUGAUGACGAUAAAGGGAAAUCUCAACCGUCGCGGUCUAAAGAGCAAUCAGGAUCGAAAUCAAAGGGCGCUGCUGUGUCGGAGUCGGAAUCAGAAGCAGAUAUGAAAUUUCACCGUCCGUCUGAAAUACAUAAAAAAGCCACGCAAAAGAAUGCAAUGGCUGAUUUGCUUGCUAAACGAAAAGAUAAAGAAAAUAAAGCCGGUGAGCCUUUGUUGUCAUCGCUUAUGCGUUCUUCAUGGAAUAUUGCCAUUGUAGCGAAAAAGGCUGCCCUUUCUAUCGACGCCGUGUUUGGAAAGGACGACAGCGAUGGGUCUUCAUCCUCCUCAUCAUCUUCUUCGUCAACCGCGUCAUCUCGAUCAUCUUCUCGAGAAUCAUCGCCGAGAAGAGACGCUGAAAGCGAAGAUGAAGAAGAGAAAAAAGCGGCUAAGAGAGAGGUUGAAACUGUCCAGGAAUUGUCAAGAGCUCGCAUGUCACGUUACAAAAUGGCAAAAAUUGUGUACGCUCCUUUUUUCGCAAAAACAGUGAUAGGAUGUUUCGUACGAAUUGGACUAGGCGGAUAUGGUGGUAUCUUCCACAGUAUAAGUCAAUGCUAUUUGUUUCGACUCUCCCAAGUUGUGGACGUGGUAGAAACAAAUAAGGUUUACACCUUUGAGAAUCUCAAGACGAACAAAGGACUGAAGCUGAAAUAUGGCACCGAUGAACGAGUUUUCCGAAUUGAGUUUGUUUCCAACGCUCAGUUUGGGGAGGAAGAGUUCUCGGAAUGGAGAACGGUCACGAAGGAGGAGUGUGGAUCGCUGCCAACAAUGGACCACAUUGAGAAGAAGGAACUCGAUAUCAAGAAGGCGAUGAAUUUCAACUACACCGAUGAAGUGAUUGAAUAUAUUGUGAAAGAGAAGAAGAAGUUUUCUGACAAAGUGAAGAACUUCGCGGUCACAAAGGGCGAACUUAUGAAAAAGAAGGUGUGUUUGAAUUCGUCAUAG
Molecule: messenger RNA, 1524 nt
Organism: Ostertagia ostertagi
Lineage: Eukaryota; Metazoa; Nematoda; Chromadorea; Rhabditida; Trichostrongylidae
Source: the annotation of a GenBank genome assembly